Molecule: messenger RNA, 5240 nt
Organism: Lymnaea stagnalis (great pond snail)
Lineage: Eukaryota; Metazoa; Mollusca; Gastropoda; Lymnaeidae
Source: the annotation of a GenBank genome assembly
AGGCGGAUGUUUCCGGUGCUCCAUUACGUCAUUGGCGGCCUCGACCCCGAGAAGCUGUACCACGUGUACGUGGACAUGGUGGUGGCAGACAGCAGCCACUGGAAGUUUCAAGGAGGGAAGUGGAUCUCGUGUGGGGCGGCCGAGCCCCUACCAGCAGGUCAGUUUGACACAGAGCUCAGGGUGACUUGAACCAACUUUUAACAAUGACUGAUCUAAUUUUUUUUUGCUCAGACCAGUUCGGUGAAAGACCCUGGUACUAACACACUCGACAUCAUUCAUUAUGAUUAUCACUGACGGUUUCUUAAAGGAAGAGGACACCACGGUCCCGUAGGCGGUAUGACAUUGACACUAUGAAAAUUCCUGCGUGACAUGGAAAGAGUACAAAAUUCAGUGAGACACAAGAAAAAUUUCUAGUUCAUCUACUUCUUCCUGUACUAUUUCCAGUCGUCUUGACUGGAUCGAAUAGGCAAGGGCGAGAACAAUGGGCUGACAAAUUGAGCAACAAGCUUAUAUUUUUAGAUAAAAUCAAGUUAACCUUUUAGCGAGUUUAAUAAUGAUUUUUUUCUCUUAGGAUUUUGAGAGGUUAAAGUUCUUGAAUUGAUAAAAUUGUUUCCCUUCCAUCAUUAUUUUCCAUUCACAGCUAUUAUUACUUUGAAUUAUUUCCUCUAAUCUAUAAUCGAAAAUUUUGAAUGUUUCCACAAUUUUGUCAGUUUAUACACGUGUCCAAUGCCGCAUAUUUAUAAAAAUGCGAUUCGAACAAUGUUUUCAAUGAAUUUUUUCCAAGAUAUUACUUUUAGCGACUUUUUAAUUCUCAGCAGUUUUACCGCUUAAGUUAAAUAACGAUGGAGACAAACACACAAAAACUUGUAAACAAUAAAUCCGGCCAUGACGAUAAACGAUAUUUUUGAAAUCUUCAUAAUCCUUAGCAAUAUUUCAAAUAUGUAUAAUUUAUUAAAUCUUGGGAAAUAUAAUUUUUUGUUGCAGAUAGAAUCUAGACAAAACAAAACUAAACAACAACUAAAACAUUACUAAGUAUAAUGUGACCUCGAUUUGAAGAGAUACAAUCGACCCCUGACCCUGUUCAAUGGUCAUCCCGUCGGUCAGCACUUCUAAAAUCUAUUCCGCCCCUUUGUCAACUCGUCCAUGAUAACACCGUCGACAACUCUAGCGCUAAUUUGUCUUUUCUUGUAGCACCGGACUUUCAUCCAUUCUAAAAUUAGCUGACUGUCAAAGGAAUGGCACCCACCUGACCAACCUGAAGGGUCGCUCAGACCAAUCAGAGCUUUCAACUGACCAAACGGACAUUGUCAGACCAAUGAGAGCUAUUAUCACCUCUCGUUUCGUAUCCGUCCAAAGGAACAUCAUUUAAAAUGGCGGCACAUCGUUCGUCUUUGUUUAGACUUAAAUCCCCUUUACUCACUUAGUUACAUUUGUUAAUUUAAUUGAUUAUUUCCCCUUGCCUGAGAAGUACCUCAAUAAAAAUAACAUACGAUAUUGUAUUCCCCAAUUAAAAGAUGUGGAAUGGUGUUAUUUGUAAAAAAAAUAAAGAUAUUAAAAAAUUCACCAGCAGAGAGGGCCCACUUGCCGUUAUGCCAGCUGACACCCUGGCCUGUCCGCUAUGGCCUUAAAUUUCACCAAAUUAUUGAGAUACCUAGAUUGUAAAUUAACCACGCAGUUAUUUGCAUUGAGUAUCUCAAAAAUUGGGCUCAAAACACAUUUUGAAAUCGCUGGUUUUCCAAGUUUAGUGUUUAAAUUAUUCUUCAACAUUGGAAACACUUACGCACUUAAUGCUAUGUAUGGCCACACCACCAUACGACCGUUAGACAUUGAUCUGUCUACUAUGAAAAUAAAUUGUAUUUUCAAUUCACAGAUCCAAUAGUUUUUUUUGUUUUAAAUUGCUUUUUGCCAUAACUAAUCACUGAUCAUUCUUUCUCCCCGCCCUCUCUUCGCCGACACCACGACUCUCAACAGAAGGGAGAGUUUACCACCACCCCGACUCCCCCAACACUGGCGCCCAUUGGAUGAAGCAAGACCUGAGUUUUGGCAAACUCAAACUGACCAACAACAAGAGCUCCAAACAGAAACAGGUGAUCCCCACACCCCCCCAUCCCACACACCCCAACCACCCCACACACCUUUCGACCCCACACACGCCCACCCACACAACCCCUUCCACACACGACUAUAUCUGUGGUUAUCAAUAAAUUGUCUUAACCUUGCAAACCCGGAUAGAAAAAAAAAGCAUCACCAAAACCAAAUGAUUACAAGGCAAACACAAGCUGUUUUAAAAGACGAACUCACUUCCAUGAAAUGUGGAGUUGGACUCCAUGAGUUAAUCCUCCAACCAGCCAAAGGGCUUUUGACACCAUUCUGUCCUUUCCAAUCUGAAUCUCGCAACAGCUAUUUAAAAAAAAAAUAUUAUUGUUAAAGCGAAAUUCCACACAAUUUUGUUACAUUAAAAUGCCAUCCUAAGACCAAACUUGAUAAUAUAUGUUACGUCGUUAAAGUCCCAUGAACCAGGUUAUAUAACCAUUUGAUUUGAACUAUUACUCGUAUAUUUAUAAAAACUUACAAGGCCCAUGAUGUGUAUCUAAUAGAAAGUUAUUUUUAAAUAUAAGAAUUUAAUUUAUGUUAUGUCCCCAUUUGAUUAUUUCCCCUGCUUUUUUUUUUUAAUCGCUCGACUCAAAAUUUUGUGGGUGUCUAUCUUUACGUUGGUAUAAUAAUAUGUUUAUGUAAGCCAGGACAGCGCAGAAUCAUACUUUUUCAAAAUUAUAUGCUUAUUUGACUGAUGUCCCCUGACUUAAGUGGAUGUGAUUCGUCACUCAAGCUCUGCCCCUGAAGCCCAAGGUGCAGCUUCCAUGCCGGACCAAAGAGUCAAAUUUGCUCAGUAGGAGCGCUUGUGAUCAAUUCUCGGCAACUGGCCGAUAUUUAAGUUCAAAUAGUUUUUUUUUCCCUGCGUUGACGUAUGACGUCACAGUUUACCGUGUGUCCGUCCACAGAUCAUCCUGAACUCCAUGCACCGGUACCAGCCUCGCAUUCACAUCACCGAGGACGCCGGCCAAGGGCAGCAAGGGGAGGUCAUCAUCGCCCACGGCUUCGUCGUGACGCAGUUCAUAGCAGUCACCGCCUACCAGAACACGGAUGUGAGUUGUGCGUGUUGUCAUGGUGAUGCUGGUGGUCAGAGGGAUGGGGGGGAUAAGUGAGUGGUUUACACAGUUUCCUGCGCAUAUCCAGGGAACACACACCCAGUGGUGGAUCCAGGGAACACACACUCGGUGGAGGUUCCAUAUAACGUCUCAUGGGCGUCAUACUUUUGUUUUAUAUUAGAUUAUACAACAACAAAAAAAGACCAAAUGGGUAUUUAAGCAGCCUAAAUUAUCUAAAGCAUGCAUCACUAAUUCGUUAUGAAAUAGUUCUAUACACUUCACAAUAGUCUGCAAAUGCACCAUGUUCCCAUGUACAAGACAUAUAAUCAUACAUAAAUAAAAUAUGUAUAACUCACACGUUCACGUGCACUCACUGCAUAUUUAUUUCUAUUUACAUUUCGUAAAUCUUGCUGCACGCAUCCCAUGUUCCUUUUCACGCACCACAUAACCCUACAUAACAUAGUCCUAAACGCCCAUCACAUAUUCAGAAGUAACAUUUACAUUUUACCAUCACGUAUUUCUAUAGGACAUCACAUAUUCCUAUGUACCAAUCACACAUUCAUAUGCAGUAUACACUAAUUAAAUAUUACUAUGUAACCAUCACAUAGCCAUAUGUUCAAAGGACAUCUUUCUUUGUAUAAUUUAUGCACAAAUAGUCUAUUCUACGCUACACCAUGUUUUCAGAUCACCGACUUAAAAGUCAAAUUUAACCCUUACGCUAGAGGGAUGCAAGAUAAAACCAACAGGUAACCUCCCCUGAAUUAAAUUCGUAGAAAAUAAUAACACCCGAUUUACCUCUAACAUUUCAAAGUGUUUGAACAACUAACUCUAUUACUAUUAUUAACCGUGAAAAUAAAAAAACACCACCACACUAAAGUAAGAAAAUUGCUAUUGAAAUUAACCCCCCCAAAAAAAACCCAACAAUUUAUUUAACAAAAACUAGCUUUAAAACUUACUUAAUAACACGUUUUUUAGGGGGGGGGGAGGGGGUUGGUGGUGGGGGUGGUUUGAGUGAUUUACCUAAAAUUUAUUUUCCUUCUAGUGUUGCGAAUUCCCUUUAUGUGUUCCAUUCAUUGACACACAUCUUUAAAAAAAAAAAUGUAUACUGGAUGAAGUAACACAAAUUUUAUUUGGAGAAACUACAAUUUCCUCUUGUCAAGCUUCAACGAAUUAAAUAUGUCUCCCGAUGACGUCUUGCACCGAAAUUCAUAACGUCAUUUCCAUUAUUGCUAUCAUAGAAAUAUUUGCUGUUGCAAUUUUCACUUUCUCACUUCUACCAGCAAUUUUAAAAAUUAAACUAUUCCCUUUUUUUUGCCCCACGCUCAAAGUUUUGUAACCCUUUUAAAUCAAUUCUUUCAAACUGAAUUGAUUUAAAAGGAAUAUAAAACUUUAUUUUUCAUUGUUUCACAUUUUGUUUAGUGAUAGAUACACUUUUUAUGCACUAAUCUGUCUCAAUUUAUGCACUAACAUCUCUUAAUUGCACUAAUAUGCCUCGUUUGAUGCUCUUAUAUGCCUCGUUUGAUGCUCUUAUAUGUCUCAAUUGAUGCUCUUAUAUGUCUCAAUUGAUGCUCUUAUAUGUCUCAAUUGAUGCACUAAUAUGUCUCAAUUGAUGCACUAAUAUGUCUCAAUUGAUGCACUAAUAUGUCUCAAUUGAUGCACUAAUAUGUCUCAAUUGAUGCACUAAUAUGUCUCAAUUGAUGCACUAAUAUGUCUCAAUUGAUGCACUAAUAUGUCUCAAUUGAUGCACUGAUAUGUCUCAAUUGAUGCACUAAUAUGUCUCAAUUGAUGCACUAAUAUGUCUCAAUUGAUGCACUUAUAUGUCUCAAUUGAUCCACUAAUAUGUCUCAAUUGAUGCACUAAUAUGUCUCAAUUGAUGCACUAAUAUGUCUCAAUUGAUGCACUAAUAUGACUCAGAUGAUUCACUGACAAAACAAACUAAAGACAACCUUCCCCAGAAAAUACAAUCAAAGCACUUCUAGUCAUGGUGAUUGUGUUGAUAAGUAAAAAAAAAAAAAGAGUUUUUUUCAGAUAACACAGCUAAAAAUAGACCAUUAUCCUUUUGCCAAAGGUUUUCGGGAUGGUUUGGACAGGUAA